This is a messenger RNA of Daktulosphaira vitifoliae (grape phylloxera), 1723 nucleotides long. RefSeq lists its product as uncharacterized. Bases 370 to 1707 code for a protein of 445 amino acids. The record is from RefSeq and is a predicted model, not a curated record. Lineage: Eukaryota; Metazoa; Arthropoda; Insecta; Hemiptera; Phylloxeridae. The transcript is spliced from 4 exons.
ACAAUUUUUUUUUUAAAACGGGCGAUAUAAGCUAACACUAGUGUAUUUUAUUUUGUAAGACUUCAGUAUAAAUUAAUAAUUUUUAGAUAAGUUAAGAAAUGAUUAAAAUUCGUUUUAAUUCGUUUAACUUAAUGAAAUAUUUAUUCGUCAUACUUACAUCAGCACAAAUAUGUUUCAAUACAAAUGCUAAUCCAGAAAUUCAACCACCUGAUUAUGACACAAUAUUUGACUAUUCAUUUUUACGAGUUGUGAGUACUAUUAAUAAUGAUAUCAAAUCAUUGGUCUAUGGGAAAAAUCAAAAAUUUAUUAAUCAUUCGCAAAUAAAUCGAGAUGACAUGAAAAUGUUAUCAAUAUCUUGUAAAGACGUUUAUGAGUGUAGACAAAAAAAAAACAAGCUUAAACAAAUUAAAAAAAGAAUCAGAGUCUUUAGAGUGUUUUCACAUAUUUUUAUGUCUUCAAAUUUUAGAAGUGUUAAAAAAUAAUAUUUGGGCUAAAAAUGAAAAUCCAAAACAUAUUUUUAAAAUAUAUUAUCAAUAUGUAAGUUACUACAUAUCUAGAAUGAUUUCAUUUUUUAUUUAUGGCAAAUUUGUUGUUAAUCCUUGUCAAUAUGAUUUUGCAAUGUGUAUUAUUGAUGUAACGAGACUUCAACAACAAAAAAAAGAUACAUUGGAUGUCAGUCUGACACAUUUAAGUAAUUCUGCGUUACUAUCUUCAAUGAAUGAAUUUUGCGAUAAUUGUAAAAAAAAUAAUGAAUUUUUAAAAUCGAUUAUUUCAUUCAAAUGUAAUACUCUGGAAGGAAAAAGUAUACAAUUUUUUAUUCAAGAAAAUGUCAAAAAUUAUGUGAAGAAUAUAUUUUUAAUAACAAAUAUCCCUUGCGUAAUAGAAAUGACAAAUAUUUCUCAUGAUUUUAUUUACAAAGCAGUUAGCAAAAAGGAAGUGGCUAUGGAUAAAGAUUAUGAAAAUAAGAAAAACAAUUUUCUACAAAGUUUAAAAUUAAGUAAAUCUGAAAUUGAAACACUGGAGAGAAAUUCAAUAUAUUUCGGUAAUGAUGAUUGGUAUCGAAAAGAACGUAAGAAACGUCUAUCAGCAUCUUAUUUUCACCGUGUGUGUAAAUAUCAACAAACAUCAUGUAAAGAAGCAAUCUUGAGACUAGUGAUGCUUAUUCCGAUUGAAAAAUCUGAGGUCUCUGAAACUGAAAAUACUAUUUCUACGCAUUAUAGAAUUACUUUUAAAUAUGGUAAAGUUAGUGAGGAGAAGGCAAAAAAACAUUUUGAAAAGAGAAUGGGCAUUCAGAUUAUACAGUGUGGUGUAUUUAUUAAUGAAAACUUAAAUUUUUUAUCAGCUCGACCCGAUGGUUUAAUUGAAAAAGAUGGUAUUGUUGAAAUAAAAUGUCCUUUUAACGCUAAAGAAAUGACUCCCGAAAAUGCUAUUAAACAUAAAGUGAUAAAAUAUGUGCAUUACAACAAUAAUGGAGAUCUUUUACUAAAACGUACCAGUGAAAUUUUUUAUCAAAUACAAGGAGGACUGCAUAUUACACAGAGACAAUAUUGUUAUUUAAUUAUUUGGACACCAAAAGGUAUUAAAAGUCAUUUAAUUAUAAUAUCAACAUUACGUAGUAAAGAGUUUUUUCAAAUAUCUAAGACACACCAAAUGGACAGAUAUUGCCGGUCGUUAGUAAAAAUAAUUUCAAAAAAAAUUUGUUUCUGAGUUUUGCAUUUUGUUA